AUGUAUCGGUUAUUUGUAGCUAUAUCUUUAAUAUCUGUGGUGUUCGGUUCUUUUCUAGACGGGGACAUUCAAUUGACAGAAGGUGUGAAGUUAGUCGGUGUUCCAGUUCCAAAUAGUUUAGAUGAAGGACGAUCGUUGGGUGAUUCACCGUUUUACAGAAUGGCCAAGUUUCUACAAGGUCACGAACUAUAUGUCAAGCUGCCAAGUUUGAUCGAAAAAGAUAAAUUGACCAGAAUCAUGUCAGAAUCUUUGAAAGCUAUUGAUGAAUCAUCCAAGAACAGAGCUGUAACUGGUCGAGGCAAAGGUGAUGGAGGAGGUUCUUUGGCGCUACUUGGCAUGAUGUUCGCGAAGACCAUGGGAGCAGCUGGAAUAGGAGGUCUAGCGUUACUUACUAUGAAGGCGCUGGCUGCGUCCGCGCUCGCGCUUAUGCUAUCAGCAAUUGUAGGAGUUAAGAAGCUCACAUCACAUGAUGAUCACGACGAUCACCAAGUGAUAUACGCUGGUCAUCACGGGCAUCAUCGACGGAGACGGGAUCUCAUCACACCGCUGCCGUACCAAGGCUGGAGGGAUUACCGACAUUAG
Molecule: messenger RNA, 582 nt
Organism: Danaus chrysippus (African queen)
Lineage: Eukaryota; Metazoa; Arthropoda; Insecta; Lepidoptera; Nymphalidae
Source: the annotation of a GenBank genome assembly